Messenger RNA from Lasiodiplodia theobromae, 1134 nucleotides. Its product is annotated as Short-chain dehydrogenase/reductase SDR. NCBI's taxonomy places the organism in Eukaryota, Fungi, Ascomycota, Dothideomycetes, Botryosphaeriales, Botryosphaeriaceae. Bases 1 to 1134 code for a protein of 377 amino acids. The record is from RefSeq and is a predicted model, not a curated record. The transcript has 2 exons. Gene Ontology annotation, molecular function: oxidoreductase activity, acting on the CH-OH group of donors, NAD or NADP as acceptor.
AUGACGACAACCACAAAAACAACACCACCCAUCGCCCUCCCGCCUUCACAACACCAAUCCCCCCGCCGCCCGCACCCCUGGUACCACCCACUCACCAUCGACCUCCUCGCCGACAUCGCCAACCGCAGCAUCCUGCACCCCUUCAUCGCAUGCCUGAUCCCGCUCUGCCUGAGCGCCAUCGGCACGCCGACGACGUGGCUGCGGUUCCAGGUCGCCUGCGCCUACGCCAUCGCCGUGACGCUGUGGACGCUACUGGUGCAGCACUACGGGCGACGGACGGCGUUCGGGCCCCCGCGCACCGUCAGCCUGGACGACGAGGUCGUCGUCGUGACGGGCGGCGCGCGCGGGCUGGGCGCGCUGGUGGCCGAGGUGUACGGGAUGCGCGGCGCGAGCGUCGCGGUGCUGGACGUGGCGGGCGAGGACGAGGUGGGUGCGGAGAGGCUGCUGGAGGAGAAGAACGUGACGUAUUAUCGGUGCGACGUGGGGGAUCGCGCGGAGGUGGAGAGGGUGUAUAAGAGGAUUGAGAGUGAUCUCGGAACCCCGACCGUCUUGAUCAACAACGCUGGCGUUGUGAACGGCAAGCCGCUGCUCGAGCUGUCGCCGGCCGAGAUCGAGCGCAACUUCCGCGUCAACCUGCUCGCCCACUACAACACCCUGCAAACUUUUCUUCCCGGCAUGUUCAACGCGCCCAACGGUGGUACGAUUGUGACCGUCUCCAGCGUUCUCGGAAAGGUCGGCGCCGCUUGCUUGUCCGACUACACGGCCGCGAAGGCUGGGCUCAUAGCCAUGCACACCUCUCUGCAGGCAGAACUGAGGCAAUCGCCCAAACCCGGUGCGAAGAAUAUCAGGACGAUCCUGGUGACUCCCGGUCAAUUAGGAACUCAACUCUUCGGCGACCUUGACACGCCAUCCGGCUUCCUCGCCCCCAUCGUUGAGCCUGUCCAGGUCGCACAGGCUAUCAUCAGGAUGAUUGAUGCGGGUGAGGGUGGUGAGAUCAGUUUCCCACUCUAUGCAAGAUGGAUGGAGUGGAUGAAUGUCUUGCCAUCGGGGCUGCAGUGGAUAAUCAGAGGAGCUAGUGGUGUCGACGACGCCAUGCGCAAUUUCGGCGUUGACAUGAACAGGAAGAGCACAUAG